AUGGCCGGGCCAUGCGUUGGAUCGAAUGAGAGAAUCCCUAGCAUCACACUCCUGUACCAUUCAAAUGAUUUGCAUGAAGAGAUCAGAGCUGCUACAAAGAGUAUUGGAAGGGAUGAAUGGGAUGUUGUGCUUGUGAGGUUUUGUAGUGAUAUGAAGAAUAGUGAUGGAAAGAGUACAUUUAAGGGCUUCACAGGCUUCUCACUCACAUCAACAAACUCUUCAAUUUCUUCCUUCAGUCGACCACCUUUGACAUCGUUUCUUGCGCGAACUCCACUAGACACUAAACCAACAGAAACAUCAAACUCUCCAAACGUUGUAUUGACAACAGCUUCUUCGUCUCUGUUCUCGGGCUUGGCAAAGCAAGCGGAGUCUGUGAAGUCUAACGUGCCGAGUUUGUUGGGUACACAAGAAUCGCUUCGUUUUCAAUCAUCGGGGCUGCAGGCAGCUUCUUCGGUAUUGAGUUUUCCAGCGAGCAGCAAUAGUGAACAGAGGACUGCACAGAGUUUAUCACCCACGUUGUCAACUACGGCCACAACAACUACAACAGACUUUUCUCUUACGAAAAAGUCCGACUUAUCAACAACAACAACAACAGCAACAACAGCAACUGCCAGUUCGAGCAGCUUGGACACUGUCUACUUUCAAUUUCUUCGAGAACUCAAUCAGAGUGUUAGCACGUGGAUCAAGGAGCACGUUGAUGCAAACCCUUUAAUCGAUUUAACUCCCAUUUUCAAAGAUUAUCAGUCGUACAUGAACGAUAUUGAGUCGAAGUAUGAAGCGAAGCCGUCGAAUUUAGGGCUACAAGCCUCCAUGUCUCGUACGUCUACGGACGUGUUUUCUUCACCACAGUCGACUGUUGUGAAACUGUCGGUUCCGGCAACGUCGUUGGCUUUAUUGCCUGCGAAGGUGCAGACAUCAGGACAAGAGGAGGAGGCAAUAGAUGGCAAAAGUACCGACCAAGAUGACAACACACUUCCUGCUGACGGUGAAGAAUCGAGGAAACCACUAACGGUUGACGACCAUCUGGAGACUGUACACAGAGUACGAUGCAAGUUGUUUUAUAAGAAGGAAGAAGAGUGGACUGAGUUAGGAGUAGGAGAGCUGAAACUGGCAGUCAUAGACACGACGGGUACACAGCUAUUGAUUCGUGCAGACACCAACAUCGGUAACAUUCUACUCAACGUUCGUCUCAACAAAGACACCCCAGCAUCUCGUUCUGGAAAGAACAACGUCCUACUAGUCGCCAAACCGAAUCCCCCUUUAGGAAAGACAGACGAUGCCAAUCCAACGUGCUACCUCAUCCGAGUAAAAACUGCCAAAGAUGCAGACGAUCUCUUGGAAACGAUCGAUGAGCGUAAAAAGGUAAUGUAGUUAUAGAACUCGCAUCUAGGCUUCUUUCAUUACGGAAGUUUGUAGAGUUUAAUGCAAU
Molecule: messenger RNA, 1429 nt
Organism: Corticium candelabrum
Lineage: Eukaryota; Metazoa; Porifera; Homoscleromorpha; Homosclerophorida; Plakinidae
Product: nuclear pore complex protein Nup50-like
Exons: 7
Coding region: 1-1371 (456 amino acids)
Biological process (GO): protein import into nucleus
Source: RefSeq, a predicted model, not a curated record